Rotaria sp. Silwood1 is the source of this 1092-nucleotide messenger RNA. NCBI's taxonomy places the organism in Eukaryota, Metazoa, Rotifera, Eurotatoria, Philodinida, Philodinidae. The record is from the annotation of a GenBank genome assembly.
AUGACUCCACCAGAUCAAUCAGCAAAUUUACUUAUGCAAGAGUGUUUUCGUAUUAAACUUGAACAAUUGCGUCUAGCUAAUAGUCAAUCAAAUCUACAUUCUUCAUCUCCACUUCCUUUUGAUCUUUCAAAUGCUUUUAAUCGAUCUUCUUCAUCUGCAUCUUUUAUUACCUCUAAAAAAUCAACAAAUCAAUAUUAUUUAAUUUCAAAAUACUUUACUUCUCCAACAAACAUUAUUCCAUUAAUAUAUGAACGACAAGUUAUGCUUGAAUGUUUAUAUACAAAAGAUUUAAUAGCAUAUGGAACAGUUCGUGUCAAUAAUUUUGCUUAUGAAAAACGUGUUUUUGCUCGUAUAACUGAAAAUGAUUGGAAUACAUUUGAAGAUAUUAAUGGAUGGCAUUCAAUGACUUAUCCAAAUGAUAAUACAGAUACAUUUACAUUUGAAAUACGUUUGAGAAAAUAUGAUGAUAACACAAAAGUUCCAAAACAAAUUUACUUUGCUGUUUGUUUACAAACCAAUAGUCAAGAAUUUUGGGAUAAUAAUCGUGGAUGGAAUUAUGUACUAGAUGUGCUUGAAAGGUAAAGCCAAAAACAAACGAAGAAUAACAUAAUUUGUAUUUCUAUCAAAAAUUAUAUUUCGUCGAUAAAGGCUAUUAAUAAUAUAUCUCUUCGUAUUACUCAUUUAUAUCUACUUUAGUCAGUCAAACAGGUCUUCGCACUUAAACAAUCCGUUUAUUCAUAGAAAAGAAAUUCCAUUGAUUCAUAUACAUGAGCCAUUCGAAGUAAUUGUGAGGAUAUUCAUUGCAAAGCUUUAUUAUUUUGAUGUGGAUUUGAGAUCUAUUUUCAGAAAUCAGAAUAGAUAUUGAAUUUCAUUCCUUGUUGAUCAUUAUAAGUGCACUGAUUCUUUGAAUCUUAAACACUUGGAGAAGUAUAAUAUCGAUGUAAGAUUGAAAAAGAAGAAUAUUUCUGUCUUUCUGUUAACUUGUGGUGUAAGAUGCUGCUCAGCAGCCUAUUCAUUCGCUUAGUAUCUUUCUUACAACUAUUACCAGCUGUAUCUAUAAAUAGAAGGUCGGCCUAAUAUAGAAUGCUUGCC